ACGUUUUAUCUCAUCCCAUUUUUCAAUUGGAGCUUAUUGCAUUUACUACCUCUGUGAAAAUCGUUUCCCCUGGUCAUAAAAAAAUUAGCAAAAAUUCCCUGUAUUUAUUUUUAAGACAACAUACUCAGACUCAUUUAUAUUUUCUCCAUUGACCGGUUGUGAAGCGACCGAAAUACCCUGGGGACCAAAUUAAAGUUUUGAAAAUUUUAAUCAAAUAAUUCAGGGGACUGAAUUGUAAUUUUCUGAAAAUACAUAAUAUUUAUAAAAUAUUAUGUAUUUCUUUAUGUCAUAUUUUCAUAAAGGGGCAUGCUAAAUCCCACACUAAAAUUUACUAAAUCCCACACAUAAAUUAAAAAAAAAAUCUCUCUCUAACUUUUUUCUAUGAUGAUUUUUUCCAUGUCACUCAAAAUUCGUUAAUCUUUCACGUGAAUAGUCAUAAAAAGUGAGUUUAGGUUUAUUAUAUUUAAUAUUUUUCAAUUUCAUUAUGUCUUUUUUAUUCUUUAAAUUCAUAUUAAUUCGAAUUUUUUUCUCAAAUUCCAACUUUAUUUUAGUUUGAACACAUGAAGAUUUUUCUCAAAUUCGAACUUGGAAUGAUAUGGACGUUUUUAGUGCGUGGUUUUGUGAAAAAGUUAGGGAAAAAGAAGAAGGGUGGGGAAGGAGAAGAUGAGAUUUUAGGGAGAAAAAUUUUCAAUUGUGUGUAUGAUUUGGAAAAAUUGGUGUGGGGUUUAGCAUAUCAGUUUUAUAAAUACCAAAUAUUGCUUUAAAAGUAUUUAUAAUUUAAUAAAUUUAAAUCAAAGAAAAUGCAAUGAAAAUAUUUUGAAAUAAAAAAAAGAAGAAAAAGAUGUUGGGGGCAAUUCCGUCAUUUCACACAAAAAUGAAGAAAAGUCGCAGAACCCACGAGUGACACACGAUUUCCGAUGAGGGGGGUUGUCAUCUUUCACUAAUGAAUACGGAGUAUUUGCUAUUCUUUUAAUGACGCGGAAAACAUGCAGUUGCAAUUUUCAUAAGAGUAAAUGCAAUAAGCUCUUUUUAUUCGGUAUAGAUUAUCAUUUGUCUAAAGAAAUAUUUUGCUUGUUGGUUACAGAAGCACUGAAGAAGCGACUGAUUGCAGGUAAACAAUUUCAUGCUUUUAAUAAUAUUAUUAUUAUUCAUCUCAAAAAAAAAAAAUUAUUAUUAUUCUAGUAGAUGGGUUCUAAUCUAACUUAUGAAUUUUGUUUCAAAGGUUUUGGUUGCUUUCUUGCCGUGAUAAUCCUCGUCGCUCUCUUCUAUCAAUACAUUAGAUUUAGAACUGGCAGGGAGAAUCAAAUCAAGAUUGAAAAGUUUUUGCAAGAUUAUCGAGCCCUUAAGCCGAGUAGAUUCUCUUAUUCUGAUAUAACAAGGAUUACUCAUCAAUUUCGCGAUAAAUUAGGUGAAGGGUGUUAUGGAGUUGUUUACAAAGGAAAGUUGAACAAUGAAAUAGAUGUUGCAGUUAAAGUACUAAACAAUUCCAAAGGAAACGGAGAGGAGUUUGUGAAUGAAGUAAGCACGAUUGGGAGGAUACACCACGUCAACAUCGUCCGUCUUGUUGGCUUUUGUGCUGAUGGAUUUCGAAGAGCGCUUGUUUAUGAAUUUCUACCUAAUGAUUCCCUCGAAAAAAUCAUUUUUCAAGCAGGUUCUAAGAAAAUAUCUCUAGAUUGGGAAACGCUAAAGGAUAUUGCGCUAGGCAUAGCCAGAGGCAUAGAAUAUCUUCACGAGGGAUGUGAUCAACAAAUACUCCAUUUCGACAUAAAGCCGCAAAACGUAUUGUUAGACCACAACUUCAACCCGAAGAUCUGCGAUUUUGGUCUUGCGAAAUUGUGCUCAAAGGAACAAAGUGCAGUGACAAUGACUGCGGCUAGAGGAACAAUGGGCUAUAUUGCACCUGAAGUAUUGUCCAGGACUUUCGGGAGGGGUUCGUGUAAGUCUGAUGUUUAUAGCUUCGGAAUGUUGUUGCUUGAAAUGGUGGGAGGGAGGAAAAACGAGGAUCGUAUUGUAAAUAAUACUAGUCCGGUAUAUUUUCCGCAGUGGAUUUACAAUCAUAUAAAUGCGGAGGAUAAUUCCAUGUGGGAACAAAUUGAUGAAGAAGGAAGUAUUAUAGCAAGGAAACUUAGUAUAGUAGGGUUGUGGUGUAUACAGUGGUAUCCGACAGAUCGUCCGUCAAUGAAAGUUGUGGUUCAAAUGUUGGAAGGAGACAAUGGCGAUCUCACAAUGCCUUCAAAUCCAUUUCCAGCUACUACGAAUUCCGUUGGUGCCGGUGCAAGUCUUUCUGAUUUUGGAUUGGCAAAAGAUGAGCCAACUGGAGAUAAAGUCAUGUUUCGACAGAGUCAUGGACAGCUCAUGAAAGUAAUUGCGGAUGUUAUAUCGGGGAUUUCUCCGACAUACCAUGAACCCAAGUAUCUGUUGAUGCUGUAA
Erythranthe guttata (spotted monkey flower) is the source of this 2430-nucleotide messenger RNA. The record is from RefSeq and is a predicted model, not a curated record. NCBI's taxonomy places the organism in Eukaryota, Viridiplantae, Streptophyta, Magnoliopsida, Lamiales, Phrymaceae.